Messenger RNA from Pleurotus ostreatus (oyster mushroom), 969 nucleotides. RefSeq lists its product as uncharacterized. The record is from RefSeq and is a predicted model, not a curated record. Bases 1 to 969 code for a protein of 322 amino acids. The transcript has 5 exons. Gene Ontology annotation, molecular function: RNA-directed RNA polymerase activity. Gene Ontology annotation, biological process: siRNA processing. Lineage: Eukaryota; Fungi; Basidiomycota; Agaricomycetes; Agaricales; Pleurotaceae. Gene Ontology annotation, cellular component: nuclear RNA-directed RNA polymerase complex.
AUGAUGAAAGCUAUCGUCCUCAGGUCAGAUCCCACCAAAGACGACGCUGAAUGGCGCUUUACGGUCCCUCCACGCGCUUUGACACCACCUCCAAACGCAAAGGUACCAUACAUCAAGGCUAUCCAAUUUACCGCCAAUGCGAUUACACUCCAGUUCGAACGCAUGCCGAUGAAUCGCGUACUGAACGCGGACGACUCGUCGCUGUUCAUCUUAGCGUCCUUUGCUACGUUGCGGUUCCCCGAUGCGCAUCUGGGCGAUACAGCCGACUACAUCCUACGCUUGAUGACUAAAGGCCUGUUUCUCAACGACGUACAGUACCGGUUCUAUCAUCACAGCAACAGUCAACUCCGGAGUCGCAGCUGCUUCAUGAGAGCCGCUCGGUCGGAUGAAGAGCUUGAUCGUCGAAUCUACGCCAUGGGGGAUUUUGGGCGUAUAAUGAAUGUGGCGAAGCGGGCGAAACGGAUUGGCCUGCUAUUCUCCGGUGCCGAGAUCGACUGGCAGCUCGAUCCACGUUACGUCUUAGACAUCCGUGAUAUCAAGUCUGGCGACGAGUUGUUUUCGGAUGGAUGUGGCCUGAUCUCGCGCAAGUUUCUUGUACAGCUGAGCAAAGCUAAGCGAAUCAUAUUCAGAGGCUCCAGGUACACACCGUAUCGCGGAUACAAGGGUGUUCUCAUGCUGCAUCCACGGCUCGACAAGGACGGGCAAUCCCAUGUACAUUUCCGCGACAGCAUGAAGAAAUUCACCGCGACUAGUGAUAACACCUUCUCCGUCGUCGGCUAUUCUCAACCCUAUGCCUUCGGACGACUCAAUAACGAGAUAGUCACUCUGUUAUGGAGCCUCGGUGUUUCAAAGGAAAGGUUCGUUGCAAAGCAGGAAGCCUAUUUUGAGUGGAUUCGCAAGGCCUCUGAGGACUGGCGCCGCCAUAUGUGGGAGGGUGAACAUCGUACCGUAUCUACCGCCUAUGUCUAG